AACGUCAGAACCUUACAUGAGUCUGACAAUCCACUAUAUUGACGGUGACUGGAAACUCUCCAACUUGUGUCUCGAAACCAGCUUUUUCCCCGACGACCAUACAGGGGAAAACUUAGCUAACGGACUAAAAGACUUUCUCCAGUCUUGGCAGCUGAGCGAAGACAAACAGGUCUGUGUGACGAUGGAUAGUGGAGCCAACGUCGUGAAAGCUUUGAAGCUGAACAACUGGAUGAGACUGUCAUGCUUUGGCCACUGUCUUCACAUUGCCAUUGAAAGAAGUGUGAGGGACUCAAGAAUUGACAGAGCAGUUGGAGUCUGCAAGAAAGUUGUGAAUUUCUUUUCGCACAGCUGGAAGAGGCAACAUGCACUUGAGAAUGCUCAGAAAGAAAUGGGCUUGCCACAACACAAGCUGACAACAGAGUCUCCAACAAGAUGGGGGUCACGGUACAAAAUGAUCAUGCGCCUGCUGGAGCAGGAAAAGGCCAUUACGCAGGUCUUAGCAGCUGACAGGGCAACAAGACAUCUUGUCCCGUCGUGGCAAGACAUUGAGGUUCUGGAUUCUGUGAGCAAAGCUCUGGGUCCACUACACGAGUUCACGGAUGCCUUGUCUGCAGAAAACUAUGUGACUGUCUCCUGCCUAAAGCCUGUGCUGGAACUUUUCAAAAGUGACCUGCUCCAGCCAAAGGAUAGUGACACUGACCUCACAAGAAAUAUCAAGAGCUCAGUAGCAGAGUACUUGGGCAAAAAGUAUGAGGAAGAUCCAGAUCUGAUGGAAAUGGUGAAUAUGGCAACAAUGCUUGAUCCGCGAUUUCAUGCAAAGUACCUGAGGCCGGAAGACACUCAAGCAGUCAAAGACAGAGCUGUUGGGGAAAUGAUCCUGUUACUCCCAGGGCAGAGCACCUCUGCCACUGAACCCAGUGAAAUGCCACCAGAAUCUGGACCAGGGGAAGCUAAGAGGCACAAAAAAACUCUUGGAAGCUUCUUUAAAAGGGCAUCAUCUUCAGAAAAGACAAAAAUGUCAAACAAAGAGAUCAUUGAAGCAGAGCUAAAUGCCUACUUGCUAAGUCCCCCAGCAGAUGAAGAGAGUGAUCCUCUUGCAUGGUGGAGGUUGUAUGAGGUGAAGUUUCCCCAUGUCAGCCAGUUAGCCAAAAAGUAUCUCUGCAUUCAGGCUACCAGUGCUGCUUCUGAAAGGCAAUUUAGUACCGGUGGCAACAUUAUCACCUGCCAUAGGUCAGCGCUGAAACCAGCCACAGUAAAUAGGUUGGUUUUCCUGACAAAGAAUUUAAAACUUAACUGUGAAUGUACAAAAAUGUACAACUGUAGCUAAAUGAAAAACUAUCAGUACAACCAAAAGCAAAUAAAAAGAUAUGGAGAAAGGUACAAAGUGCUGGAUAAUGGUAAUUUUCCAACAAGUUUAAGGCAAGAUUCUUCUGUUAAUGUACAUCAUUUGAAGGUGUUUGCUCCUCAAAGUGGAAGUAAUUUUUUUCCCAAAGAUUUUUCUUUAUGACUGUUUAUCUUGAAGUGUUUAGUUUAUAGACCUUGUUGGCUCAAUUGCAAUACACCUUAUGUGGCGGUUUUCUCAAAGUCAGAGAAUUCUUUGUUUUUGAAUCCACCACUGAUUUUGUUUUUCAGAAGCUUUUUACACAAAUAGAGUUAAUCAUAUUGUUUCCAGAAAUGAAUAUAAUAUACAGUAAGCCUAAGGGGCUUUUUUUGUUUGACAACCUCAUUUAAGUACAUUCCCUCUUCUUGAUGUUUACAAGGUAUGGUUGAAAAUGUUGCCUAGGCCUAAAGAUAUUUGUUCACUAAACUGUUUAAAAUGGUUUACAUUUGUGAAAUUUGCACUUGAUUGUUUUUGGUUUUUGAUAGUCAUUUUAGCUAAACACAUGGUAGCUGAUUUCUGACUAAAUGUGAAUUCAAAUAGAUUUUUGAAUAAUUUAAUUUAUAUUUUCUUUUGUUAACUAAAUUUCCAAACCUAAUGUAGGAGCAUAUUGUUUUUAUUUUGGUUGCACAAUAUUUCUUUGUAUUUAUUAUGUUUUGGAGCUACAUAUUUAUGUGGUUAAAAGCCGUUGAAAACA
This is a messenger RNA of Melanotaenia boesemani (Boeseman's rainbowfish), 2075 nucleotides long. Its product is annotated as E3 SUMO-protein ligase ZBED1-like. The coding region runs from base 17 to 1327 and encodes 436 amino acids. The record is from RefSeq and is a predicted model, not a curated record. The transcript is spliced from 3 exons. Gene Ontology annotation, molecular function: protein dimerization activity. Lineage: Eukaryota; Metazoa; Chordata; Actinopteri; Atheriniformes; Melanotaeniidae.